Linum tenue is the source of this 412-nucleotide messenger RNA. NCBI's taxonomy places the organism in Eukaryota, Viridiplantae, Streptophyta, Magnoliopsida, Malpighiales, Linaceae. The record is from the annotation of a GenBank genome assembly.
CGUUUCUCAUACUCUAUUUUGCUUAUCCCAGUUUGGAUUGGCUUGUCAGAGAAAUCAUCACUUGAUAUCAUGGUAUUUGCCAGCUACUUCAUAAUUCGAUGACUUUACGAGCCUCAAAUGUGGAUCGCCAUUGUGUAUCUAUGUAGAUUAUACAUGAGCUUUUGUAAUGAAUCUCUUCUGCUUGCUCCCCAUUGGUAUAGGGUCUAUGUUGGCAGCAUAGGUACUGGAGGCAGAAGCCAUCUUCUGCAUCUACACUGUACUGGUUUCUGGUCAUUUAGAGAGUUCUCUUUAUGUAAGACAAGUUUGUGGUGAUAGUGGAUUAGGGAAAUUGGUUUCGCAUAUAUGUGUAAUUAAAUGCUACCAUGCUAGUGCAGUCAGCUUCAGAAUCAGUGGUUUCUCUGUUAAAAAAAAA